ACUCGCAUCAACACCCGACUGCCACACUGUCCAUAGCUACACAAGCAUUAACGAUGACAAAACGGGAACGCGGAGGCGAAGAAGAUGCCGAUGCCAGUUUUACAGCAUUCGGCCUUGACCCGCGCUUACUCCAGGGCAUAGCCAAGCAGGAUUUCUCGCACCCGACGUUGGUCCAGGCGAAGGCUAUUCCGUUGGCAUUGGAGGGGAAGGAUAUCCUUGGUAUGUUGCUUGCGCUGGUGGAUGAAUUGAUGGGGAUGAAUGCUGAUUGGGGGCGAGGGGUGUAGCCAGGGCGAAGACAGGAUCCGGGAAGACGGCGGCGUACUUGUUACCAGUUAUGCAGGCGAUCUUGAGGAGGAAGGAGGUUUGUUUUACCCCAUUCUACUCGGUUGGUGGGAGGGCGAGCUGAUUGAUUGGUCGCUAGACCUCCGAAGAAAAAUUCGCAAGCGCAUUGGUACUUGUCCCGACAAGAGAAUUGGCACAGCAGGUCCACAGGGUUAUCGAAUCUUUAGCAGCUUACUGUGGAAAGCACAUUCGUUCGAUCAACCUUGCGCAGAAUAUAUCCGAGAAAGUACAGCAGUUGGUCUCCCCCCCCCCUCCUCUCCCGUCCUCACGCUCUAUGGGCUAACAAUCUCUAGAUCCCUCCUCUCUGAAAAGCAAGACAUAAUUGUAUCGACUCCCUCCAGAGCCCUCGUCCACAUCAAUAUCUCCAAAUCCCUCACUUCACAACUCACCCACCUCGUAAUCGACGAAGCAGACCUGGUACUGUCGUACGGGUACGAAGAUGAUCUCCAAGGCGUCUCAAAAACGCUUCCAAAGGGUCUGCAAACCUUCCUCAUGAGUGCAACACUCACCACCGAAGUUGAAACCCUAAAGUCCCUCUUUUGCCGGAACCCCGCGGUCCUACGACUGGAAGAAGGUGUGGAUGCGGAAGGCGAGGGAGUCACGCAAUACUGUGUCAAGUAGGUCCCCUUCACUCCCUCCCCUCUUCGACUGGGCGGACGGGUGGGGAACUGACAAUGGAACAGAUGCAGCGAAGACGAGAAAUUCCUCUUGCUGUACGUAAUCUUCAAACUAAAACUCAUAAAAGGCAAAACCAUAAUCUUCGUCGGAGACAUAGACCGGGGCUACAGAGUCAAGCUCUUUUUGGAGCAAUUUGGAAUCCGCAGCUGCGUGCUGAACUCCGAACUGCCGGUGAAUUCCCGCCUGCACAUUGUGGAAGAAUUCAACAAAAACGUCUACGAGAUAAUCAUAGCUAGCGAUGAGAACGAAGUCCUGGGAGAUGAAGAAGGUGAUGACAGCAACAACGUUCCGGCACUUGAGCCUACAACCCCCGGGGAGCAGGCGGAACCGGAACCAACCCCUAAGCCUAAAAGGAAGAAAAGGGCUAGGAGCCGCAAAGACAAGGAAUAUGGCGUAUCCCGCGGCCUCGACUUCAAAAACCUUGCCUGCGUGCUGAACUUUGACCUCCCCACGACCUCAAAAUCAUACACCCACCGCAUUGGCCGUACCGCACGUGCCCACAAGAACGGAAUUUCCCUCUCCUUCGUAAUCCCUACCCACCUCUUUGGUAAGCACAAACCAACGACCCACCCCACCUGCGCAAACGACGAAAAAACCCUCCAACGAAUCCGCAAAUCCCAAGCCAAGCUCAGCAGGGAGAUAAAACCAUACGUCUUCGACAUGGCGCAAGUCGACGCCUUCCGGUACAGAAUGGACGACGCGUUGAGGGCCGUGACGAAGGUUGCCGUGAGGGAGGCACGGAUACGGGAAUUGCGGGUGGAACUGGUGAAGAGCGAGCGGCUGAAGAGGCACUUUGAGGAGAACCCGGGGGACUUGCUGGCGCUUAGGCACGAUGGGGAGAGCGGUCGGGUCAGGGUGCAGGCGCACUUGCGGCAUGUACCGGAGUAUUUGCUGCCGAAGGGGGGGAAGAGCGGGGUGCUUAAGCCAAGGGUGGGGACGGUGGGGCACGUGGGGUUUAGGAAGGUUAGGGAGAAUAGGAUUCGGAAGGCGAGGCAGAAGAAGACUGGGAGGGGGGCGGCGGGGACCGGGAGGGAUCCGGUUAAGAUGUAUAGGGGUGGGAAAAGGUAG
Molecule: messenger RNA, 2088 nt
Organism: Tuber aestivum (summer truffle)
Lineage: Eukaryota; Fungi; Ascomycota; Pezizomycetes; Pezizales; Tuberaceae
Source: the annotation of a GenBank genome assembly